Messenger RNA from Zonotrichia leucophrys gambelii, 3584 nucleotides. It is a transcript of the gene CIDEA, whose product is annotated as cell death inducing DFFA like effector a. NCBI's taxonomy places the organism in Eukaryota, Metazoa, Chordata, Aves, Passeriformes, Passerellidae. Gene Ontology annotation, cellular component: lipid droplet. Gene Ontology annotation, biological process: apoptotic process; lipid storage; regulation of apoptotic process. Bases 122 to 817 code for a protein of 231 amino acids. The record is from RefSeq and is a predicted model, not a curated record. The transcript has 5 exons.
CGGGGCUCGGUUCCCGGCGCGGCCGGGGAAAGGCGGGCAGGGAGGGGCCGGGGCCGGAGGAGGAGCCGCGCCCGCCGCACUUAAGGGCCGUGACCGGCGCUGCCCCGCGCUCGGGCGAGCCAUGGAGGCGGCACGGGAUUGCGUGGGAUUGCUGCUGCGAUCUUUCAUAUCCAUGGGAGCAUCAGUAGGAGCAGUAACAAAACAGACCCUGUUCCCUCCUCUCAUGCCCGCAGGGCGCCCUUUCCGUGUGUCCAACGCCUCCCGCAGCAGCAGGAAGGGAAUUGUUGCCAGCAGCCUGCAGGAGCUCCUCAGCAAGGUACAGCAAACACUGACUGAAGCUCACAGGGAAAUACCUACUUUGGACGCCUUUGUUAUAACUGCUGGGAUAGUUACUCUGGUUUUGGAGGAAGAUGGCACAGUUGUGGACACAGAAGAGUUCUUCAAGUCCCUGGAUGACAAUACACACUUCAUGGUUCUAGAAAAUGGACAGAAAUGGACACCAACAAAAAAUGGAGUUGUGGCUGUGAGAAAAAAGAAGAAAAUGGGAGUAGCUAACAUCACAUUUGACCUGUACAAACUGAACCCUAAGGAUUUUAUUGGCUGCUUAAACAUCAAGGCAACCUUCUAUGAGAUCUACUCUAUCUCAUAUGACAUCAAAUGCAUGGGAGCCAAAAGUGUAUUACGGAAAGUGCUUCAGCUACUAUCCCAUGCAGCACAAAUAACAGGACAGUUUCUGCUCUACACUGGAACAUACAUGCUGCAGUUGAUGGGUGAAUACGAUGAAGAAGAAAUGUGCGUGAGAUCCAGGCGGGAGUAGUGACCGCAGCCACGCUCCUGGUGUCGAAUCCCUUGCUCACAGACAUUGUCCUGCCCAGCUCUGAUUGUAACAGUGUUAUAGCAGAGGGAUGUGCACUAAUGUGAACUAACAUUUAUCCUGUUUGGGGGUGCUUGUAGGCCUUAGUCAUGAAGUGUUGGAUGUUCAUAUGCUCUUAACACCACAAAAAGAUGGGUGCCUAAUCUGGCAAGAGGAGAGAGAGGGCAGGUUUUUGUUCCAGAAAUUCAAAAUUAAGAAUAAGUAUACUUGGAAACUUUAAUGCUUUGUAACCAAUGGAAUAUUUUUUGCACCAAUCAGGACAUUGGGGUUUUUGUGUGGUUGUUUUUUUGUUUUUCAUGGCUAUCUACAUGCAUUCUGAAUAGACUGGGCUGUAAGGUGAGGGCAUGGGGAGGACUGUGGGGUUUGUUUGUUUAUUUGUUAGUUUUAAUCCUUAGCAGUGCUGGGAUUAGUGUGAGGCUGACAUUGAGGUGAAGUGUACCUAUUUACUCCUGCUGACAAUGGAACUACUUAGUGCAACUUCAGUCUUACUUCAGUGACUGACUCUUCUCAUGAAGUCUAAUUGGAGAUUGUGCAAUCACUUUUACUUCCCUUAAAACAAAUAAAUCCUUUUUGUUAUAGUUCUUGAUAUCUCUUUUCCAAAUCUUCAGGAUGUUGAGGUUAUUACAGCUCACACAGGGCUCACACUCUGAUACAUUUUCUUAAUGAAUCUGAUGCCCAGUUCUGCCUGAGCAUUGAAUAAUCUGCUGUAGUUUUGUGAACAUGGCUUAUAAACAACCUGCUGAAGCUUUUUUUUAGGGUUUAAACCACCACUUCUGCAGUUUUUACUGUUAAAAGAUGACACUAAGUGUCAACUUGGGUUUGAGGUACAUGUAAGAGAUGCUGGUAUCUUGUUGCCCUUGGGUUCAGGGGAGAGCAGCAGGACACUGUCUAGUCUUGCGUAACAUACAUGUAGGCUUCAAAGUGAGUAUUUGUGGGAUCAUGAUCUCUCAAAACUAGCUGUAUUAGAGGACAAAGUAAUGCUUCCUGCAGUUUAUUGAACUGUUGCUGUGCCCAACUUUCAGUAAGCUUUUCCUCAACAGUGUGGAAAAGUGGAGAACAAGUACCCUUGGGCAUCUUGUGUCAAAGUGCAGACUCAUGUUGGUGAAGGAGAAAAAAAGCCCAGUUGUGGUUGUUCACUGGUGUAGCUUUUGAGGUUGUUGUUUGCUUGCACAUGAACUUCAGGAAUGCUGAAAGCUGUUAAGGUGACAUCAGAUGCAGAAAAUGUCUGUCCUGACAGUAGGUGCCACCUAGUAAGAGAAGCUCUGGUGCAGAGAGAACAAGGAAGGCACGGAAGUCAGUGGGAGUGAAAGGGAGAAGACCACUGUGGACCCCAUGGUUGUUGCCAUGCCUCUGAGACAGGAAUCCAUUAACUGUGUGCACCAACUGCACUGACCUGAUCUGCUAAAAGAGAAGCAGAAAGGUGCAAAAGAUGAAGUAUCAUGGUUGGAGAUAUUUAUUCUGACCUCUUAGCUGUAUCUGUUCACUUCAGAGGUCACUGAUAUGUGAGAAAUUGCUCUUGCUUUUAGCUGCAAAUCUCACCUCCAUGUGCUUAUUUUUUCCUUCCCACUGUGAGUGUGGCUGUGCCAGUUCGAGCUGCAUCCUUCAGAUCACUGCUGAGAGGAAAGGCAGCCUGAACCCACGUGCUAAAGGGACUGAUGGAUACAAUUUUUGGUCAGUCUCUGCCCAUCUCUUAAGUGAUGUAUUACAAAUAAACAGACAGUUAAGAAAAGCUUUGUCUUUUUUUCCUAAUUCCUGUUGUUUCCCAUCUACUUCUGAGCAUUUGCUGGAGGAGGCAGAGGGCAUACUGCUCCAGAUAAGGGGAGGACUUGUUCUUUCCUAAUUUCUCACAGGAGAAAAUGCCUGGAGCUUGCAGCACUGUCAGGUGUCCUUCAGAAUAAAACAAUAAACUAUUCUGGGAGUAAUGAGAACGCUUCCAUUCUGAUAUAACCUCUUAAUGUUUUAUCUGUAUUUUUCUUGACACCCUUUGCAUAAAUGAUUGUUGCCAUGCUGAUAGUUGGCCAAAGUCUUUCCCUGUCAAGGAAUUCAUUUAACUGACUUUACAAGGACACAGUAAUUAAUUUUUUUGCUUUUAAGGACCACUUAUUCUAUUAAAACAAGUAUACCUCUUGAACGCAAAUUCUCUUAAAUGCUUCUAUGAGUAUUUAUGUUGCCUAUGGUGGGAGCACCAGCAUUAAAAGAAGGUAGAACAACCAGAAUAGCUCAUUGUUGCUUUGUUUGAGUUGCUUCUUCAACAUCUGUAGGACAAAAGCUUGUGCAUGUCUGAACAGUGCAGAGCCUAAAUUCCAGCCUUCUUUAGCCAGAGGCAAUUGUUACAGAACUAACUCACCACAGUUUACAGUGGCACUAUCUGGGAAUCCAGCAGUGAUCUGAAAAGCUAACUGCUAUGACUGUGCAGUGUUUUUAAGCAGCUGCUCCUUGAACAGCUUAGCACUUAAAACUUGAGCUGCUGAAGCUCCUGUGUGCAGCAGUCUCCAUCUUGGAGCAAUUCCCUCUGUUCAGCUGUUUGCAUUUUGAAUUAAAGUAGCUCAACUUUGUUAUUUUCUCAAAAUGGGAGGAGUGUCCUGGAAGUUGUGUCUAAAAUUGUUUCAUUGCUUCUGAAUCUGGAUCUUUCACAGGCUUAGUAUUUGGAGGUGAUGUUUUCUGCUGUACCAGCUUCUUUCUGGAAAUAAAAUUUUGGCUUUGAGUCAAA